Pelobates fuscus (common spadefoot toad) is the source of this 3254-nucleotide messenger RNA. RefSeq names its product gap junction alpha-3 protein-like. Gene Ontology annotation, biological process: cell-cell signaling. The record is from RefSeq and is a predicted model, not a curated record. NCBI's taxonomy places the organism in Eukaryota, Metazoa, Chordata, Amphibia, Anura, Pelobatidae. The transcript is spliced from 2 exons. Gene Ontology annotation, cellular component: connexin complex. Bases 153 to 1217 code for a protein of 354 amino acids. Gene Ontology annotation, molecular function: gap junction channel activity.
UCCAAUACUCAUAAGGUGGACGGAGACUUGAAGAAGCAGGUCAAUAAGAAAAGUUAGUGCAUUCAUCUACUGUAGCGUAUCGGCCCUCCUCAAAAUCCCCAAAUGUAAGCCGUAUCAUCGAUGCUGCUGGUUGAAAUGUGACCUUCGCUCCAAUGGGAGACUGGAACUUACUGGGUAAACUUCUUGAAAGUGCACAAGAACAUUCUACGGUAGUGGGAAAGGUCUGGCUAACAGUCCUUUUCAUUUUUCGGAUUCUCGUUUUAGGAACGGCCGCAGAGAAAGUUUGGGGAGAUGAGCUAUCUGGCUUCACUUGCGACACCAAACAGCCUGGUUGUCAGAACGUUUGUUACGACCAUACCUUUCCUAUUUCACAUAUCCGGUUUUGGGUGCUACAGAUCAUCUUUGUGUCUACGCCAACCCUGAUCUAUCUGGGACAUAUUCUACACCUUGUGCGCCUAGAAGAAAAGCAUAAACAAAGACUGAAAUUGAGGCAAAGUAAAGGAGAAGUGCAGGGUGACAAACAGCUGCUCCUCACGCCAACCAAGCAACCAAUCAAAGAUGACAUGGGUAAAGUACGCCUGCGCGGAGCUCUGCUCCGAACGUAUGUGUUCAAUGUUCUCUUCAAGACACUGUUUGAGGUAGGAUUCAUUGUAGCACAAUACUUCCUGUAUGGAUUCCAGCUGCAGCCCCUUUACACCUGCAGCCGCUGGCCCUGUCCUAAUACAGUCAACUGUUACAUCUCCCGCCCCACAGAAAAGACAAUAUUUAUUAUCUUCAUGCUGGCUGUUGCGGGUUUGUCUCUGCUGCUCAAUCUGAUUGAGAUUUAUUACUUGGGAUUCACAAAGUGCAGACAGGGCUUAUCCUCCUCUGGAUGCGAGACCGUGCCUAAAUUACAAACCAAAACUGGCAACAACACCCUCACCCAUAUUAUUCCACAUUUCCCCCACUACUCUCCACCUGAGCGGAAUUCAGUUUUCAGCCCGGCUCUUCCAUUUCCAAUUUCUUCCAAUAAGAACACUCCCAAUGCACUGGACAGCAGCCACGCAGCCCGGAAACAGAACAGAGAGAACCAGGCUGUAGAACGCAAUGGGAUUCCAGAACUCAAUGUAGCAUCAGAGAGCAGUAGCGAAAUGGACCCAAGUGAAAAACAGAGGAUGCCCAGCAGAAACAGCAGACAGAGUAGCAACAGAUCCCGGCCUGGGGAUUUAUCAGUAUGAUGGAAACCUGCAGACAGGUGAACUAGCAGUGCAUGUAAUGUACCACAAGCUCCUGCUUAAUUGUUUGGGAACCAGGAACAGACUCCAAACUCGAUGUCUUAUUGCAUUCAGAGUGUUCAUAACAUUCUUAUUGAUAUUAAGAUGCUCUUAACAUUCUAUUUAAUUAACCAGUUUUAUUUUAAAGGAGCUUGGUUUGUGUUUACCUCACUGGUACCUAUAAGGUGACCAGUUAAGAAGUCAAUAUAACAUGCAUAAGGCACCAUUACUCGGGUCAGCUAGUUACCAUGAAAAUGGCAUUUUAGCUAUUUAUUUAUUUUUCUCCCCAAGCGGUCUCUUAAUUUCAAUGCAAGACUGGACACUUCAGAGAAGCAGUAUCCUCUCCCCCUAUAUUGAAAGGUGCCAAUUAAACUUGUGCAAAAUUUAGUUUGGGCCGAUUCGACCAAAUCAGAAUUAUUUUAAUCCACACCCAAACAAAUUGAUCUACCAGGGAAGUAGUUUAUUUUCUUUAUGAACUGAUUCGUUCAGCUGUGGGUUUAAAGGGAAUUUGAGUCGGAUGAACUAGUCGAAGCUCAUUUUCGCACAAAUUUACUGCCAAUGAUAACUGGGGAAGAGUAUGGUUGACCGUGAGUCAAGUGUAGAUGGGGGGAGAACAAAAAAAAAAAGGGACAAUGCUAAAAGUACAUUUAAAAAACAAAACCUUUUUUUUGUGUGUAAACGAAGAUCCGAAAUGGCGUGUUUAUAAAAUGGAUAAUAGUUAUUAACUACUGGUCAGGCAGCCCUUGGCAAAACAUCACCACAACAUAAAACUCUGCACGAUUUAUUAAUUUAACAGAGGAAAUGUAUGCUUUGCGGGGAAAAAGAAACAAAGAAUAUAAACAGUAAGAUUUUAUUUAUGUACGUUUUCAUAACAGACUUGUAUUGAAAAGACUGCAAGAUUGUCCUGCGACACAUUUUUUUCAAAUUUAUUUUUGCAAUGUGUUCCAGGCCUUUGUCAUUUGGGCUGUAACCUUCCAAUCACAUCUAAAAAUAAAGCUCAUCCUUUGCUAAAACCAAAGAAGUUCACAGUUUGAUUUCCUGCAGUUUUUAAACUGCAGAAUUAAUUCACAACGCUGACCAUGAGUGCUGAGUUUUAAUCAAACAUAGCCACAUUUUUCUAUAUUCCAAAAAUAUAGGAGUUUAUUCAAUAAUCCCUUUAACUGCGAAAGAAUUGCUUAAACGAUUGCAAAUUUUAAACCAAAUAUUUUGGCCCAAACUUUGCAGUUAUCCUGUCAAUUCUCCACAGUUUGAGUUAACGAAUAAAAUCCAUAAUCUCAAAUUAGCACAAUGCUACAACAGCAAGUAGUUUGCGAUUACUCCAUCUCUCUACCACUGCAAAUACAUCCUAGAAUCAUAUUUGGUACGUUAAGGGGUAAACGCCAUAUUACUAGAAAAAAUAAAACCUUUAUUUUUAAAUUUGCGUUUGUAUGUCUGGUACAAAGGAACGGCAGGAAUUAAAUGGGCCCCUCUCCAAGCAUCAUAAUCAUUUUUCUCGUUACUGUAGUGGUUAUGGUGCUAGAAAAUGUGUCCCUGUAAACAAUUUUUCAAAUCCAUGCCAUUUUAUUUCAUUUACUUGGCUGUCCAGAUAUGGAUAUUACUCUCAUUCCCUCUGACAUUUGUGGAAGCAUUACUUCUCCAUGCCGCUGUCUACUUGGACGGGGUGAGCAAGCAAUGUAUGCUCAUAUAGUAAUAGUCUUUUGAAUGUGCAUGAGCUGUACUAUGAGUGAACACCACUAUACUCAGCACAGAGCUACAUCUCCAAAUGAUGUGAAGGGGCAGCAGAAUGUAGUUUGGGCACUGAUGACUUAAUAAAACUAUAGAAAACAGCAGGAAUGUGAAGGGCAAGCUUGUGAGAAAAGCAUCCUAUCCCCAUUACCACCACGAUUGGAUGUAGUAGUAAUGGUGCUAGGAAUGCCCUUUUAAUCGCCAAAUACAGGGUAUUCCAUAAACCUCUGCAAAUAUGUCAAUGCUUAACAGUUUUCUAAUUGUCGCUUUAACACU